AUUUGGCCUCCGCAGCUGGCUCCAUGACUGGCAGGUUGUCGUCGCACGUCGGCAUGCUUCCGACGCUGGCCUGUCAACCCGGCUUGCCAGCAGCAGCAGCAGCAGCAGCAGCAGCAGCACCAGGCCACCAUCAUCCGGAGCAGCAUCCGCAGUUGGGUCACGUGGCCGCCGCCGCCGCCGCCGCCGCCGCUGCCGCCGCCUCGAUGGGCAUGGAGUCCUCGGAACUGAUGGCGGUGGCUCAUUACCAGGCGCAACAACUGCAACGGCAGUUGUUGGCCGAGCAGUCAGGUCCGGGCACCACUAUGCUGCCGCCUACGUCUGCUCAGCCUACUGGUGGAGGCUUGAUGCAGCCGCAGGGACUCCAAGGGCAGCAGCCGGGCCAGCUUCAGCCGGGCCAGGACCCGCUACAGAGCUUGGUGCAGCAAUUACUCUGUCUACAACAGAUAGAGUAUUUCCUCGCGCAGCGCGGUCACAAAUGAUUACACUUAAUCAUAACCAUAAUAGGGAUUGUUUCGUGCGGGAGAAUGAGAGGAUCGGACCAGAUAACAACGUUUGGGACUCGAUGCGAGCGGGAAAACGUGUUUGUGCCGGUGCAAAAGUGUUCUGAUUCGCCGAUAGGUAAAUUUCGCGCCAAAUCAUUGUACAACCCGCUGACGCUGUUAAUGCUGCGAUGCUGUUGAGAAUGAAGACGAGGACGGAUAAUAUGCCGCGGCGGCAUCUGUUCGAGUUUGUAUGAUUUUUCUAAUUCUCGAACGGAGGGGAGGUAGCGCGGUGUCUCCGAAUUCACCACGACGUUAUACGGGAAGAUUGCGGAGAAACUGAAUGACGGAAGCGGCAGAAGAAAGGAGAAGAAGAAGAGCGGCAGUUGCACCCGUUUAUUCGUGGAUCGCUCUAUCGCUUCGAGGCACUGUGCGGACGGACGGCUAUCUCCAAAAUCAAGGAGAUCAAGUGUUUUUAGCGUGUGAUAAAAACUUUAUGUCAAAAAUUAUAUUAAAUAUGUGAAAGGUAGAACGAUGUGAAGGAAGUAAAGAAUCAUUUACGGAUGAAGAAGUAAGAAAAAGGAAUGUUAAUGCCACGCGCGUCAGAGACGAUUGUCCGCUCUGAUGCGACCUGUGAAUGAAUCUCUAUCCGUCAACAGUAUUGAUAUAAUUAAUAGAGUAAAUGAAUAUAUAUAAAAUAUUGUAAGAACUAUAUCGUAAGUACGUAUUUGUGCAAACGUCAGUGUGCAAGUUAAAUAGAAUGAAUGGUGUGACAGUAGUUCGGGGUAUAUGAAAGAGAGAGAGAGAGAGAGAGAGAGAGAGAGAGAGAGAGAGAGAGAGAAAGAAAAUAAAUGUGAGAGGAUAUGAGUGAGUAAAACUGGAAACAGAAAAAGAGUGAGGAAGAAAAAGCGAUAGAGUCACCUUCGACUCAAAGAUUUUUAAGCGCGGGAACCGACCGAAUGUCAAUGCAUAGCCUCGUUGAUUGUUCCGAGGACUCGUAGAAUUUUAUCCUUUAUUACUACUAUACAUAAUAAUUAUUUGACGAACCACGAAAAGCGUAAGAAUAUUUUGCACACUAAAUAUAUAAGAAAGACUUCGUUCCAAAGGUUCAACAUGGUUGGUAUAUAUAACAUAAGUGUAAAAGCUUUCUCAAAACCGAGACAAGACACGGAAUCAAUUCCCACGGUGCAGGAAAAAAAUUGUCAAAGCAUUUUUAACAUUCGUGUAAACAAGCCUCGUGUUUUAUGUUUAGAAUACAUUACGGUACGACACGUAGCACAGCACGUACCCACGUCUCACGAAUUAUAUAUGUGAGUUCUAACUUUUAUAUCUAUGUGAAUACUUUACGUUCACUAAUCUAAUUGUGUUUUGAUCUUCUAAGAGAGAUUCUUUUCAACGAAAAUAUUAGGAUCUUAUUCAUUUUAUUCGAUACAUAAGUUAUGCGCGUGGUGAUUCGAUAUUUCAUACAAUGUAUUGUCAGAUGAAAGUACAUAAAU
Messenger RNA from Trachymyrmex septentrionalis, 1975 nucleotides. Its product is annotated as oligodendrocyte transcription factor 2-like. The record is from RefSeq and is a predicted model, not a curated record. Lineage: Eukaryota; Metazoa; Arthropoda; Insecta; Hymenoptera; Formicidae. The transcript has a single exon. Bases 24 to 479 code for a protein of 151 amino acids.